Salvia miltiorrhiza (redroot sage) is the source of this 1395-nucleotide messenger RNA. Its product is annotated as zinc finger CCCH domain-containing protein 42. The record is from RefSeq and is a predicted model, not a curated record. Gene Ontology annotation, cellular component: catalytic step 2 spliceosome; U2 snRNP; precatalytic spliceosome. The coding region runs from base 167 to 781 and encodes 204 amino acids. Gene Ontology annotation, biological process: mRNA splicing, via spliceosome. The transcript is spliced from 4 exons. Lineage: Eukaryota; Viridiplantae; Streptophyta; Magnoliopsida; Lamiales; Lamiaceae. Gene Ontology annotation, molecular function: RNA binding; metal ion binding.
AAAAGAAAAAAAGAAAAGAAAAGAGAGAGGCUGUCGCCCUUGUCUUCUUCUUCUCUUUCCUCACAUUAUUAUUCAUUCCCGUCAAAAUUUGAAUUUCUCUCUUAAAUCCAGCGAACCCUCGCCGUUCAACACUCACUGCCGCCGCCUUCAUCUCACCAUUCUCGCCAUGAAUCCCUUGACAUUGGUGAAACGUAUUCAGAAUAUAAACAAAAGGGAGGCAACUCUAGGAAUAUCAGAAGAUGCAUCAUGGCAUGCUAAGUACAGAGAUUCUGCUUAUGUUUAUGUUGGUGGCAUCCCCUUUGACUUGACUGAAGGUGAUCUCCUAGCCGUCUUUGCGCAGUAUGGAGAGAUUGUGGAUGUUAACCUAGUCAGAGACAAAGCUACUGGAAAGUCCAAAGGGUUUGCUUUUGUUGCCUAUGAGGAUCAAAGAAGCACAAAUCUCGCUGUUGACAAUUUAAAUGGAGCUCAAAUUUUGGGUCGGACUAUUAGGGUUGAUCACGUGACCAAAUACAAAAAGUUGGAGGAAGAGGAUGAGGAAACAAAGCAGCAGAAGAGGGAGGAACGAGGUGUCUGUCGAGCUUUUCAGAAAGGAGAGUGUAAUCGCGGAGACAGCUGCAAAUUUUCUCAUGAUGAGCAAAGAGCUGCUAAUACGGGAUGGGGUGCUGAAGAAGAUAGACCUUCAAAGUGGGUGCAGGACAAGUUUCAAAAUCCAGAAAUGGAUAGAAGAUCUGGGCGACCUAAUCAUGCUGAGCAGGUCAUCUCGUCAAGGUCAUGGAGGUAGUGACGGCUAUCGAUAUUCACAGGGGAAGGGCAAUAAUGAAAGAGCUGAAUUUAAUGCAAAAGAUGAUGAGAGAAGAGUUGUUAAAACACAGUUGGAGCUUAAGGAUACACGUGAUGGCUCAAAUACUGAUAGAAGGUCGAGGUCCAGCUACAGUGAGCCAGACUCCAGGGAUGAACGUGAUUGGAGAAGUGAGAAGAGACCAAGAAAAUAUGAGUCUGAAUCCCAUCACCGGGAAGACAAAUAUAGUAGAGGAAAAGACAGUAGGUCAGAUCGUGAUAGAGAUACUUUUGGGCACCAUCAUAGAAGAGUUAGAGAUGAGAGUGAUAGAUGACAUGGUUGAUGAAUCUCCAUGAAUGCUUAUUUCGUUGAUGUCAUGCUGAAGUAGAGAAGUCAGCUAUAACACCUUUGUCCUCGAGAAUUGUGUACUCAAAAGUAAAAUGCAGACUGCCAUGGUUUGCUGAUCGGAAAUGUGUUACCUUCGAUAGAGAAAACAUGCACUGAUUCUACUGUCCAGUUCAUCUUGAAGUGACUUUCAUGUAAUGAUGAAGUGAAACGAAUGAUGUCUCAUUACAAUGACCAUAAUUUUGCGUGUUAUAUUCUGCAUGGCGGUGAAA